Glossina fuscipes is the source of this 1293-nucleotide messenger RNA. RefSeq names its product ADP-ribosylation factor D-like. Gene Ontology annotation, biological process: vesicle-mediated transport; intracellular protein transport. The record is from RefSeq and is a predicted model, not a curated record. Gene Ontology annotation, molecular function: GTP binding; GTPase activity. Gene Ontology annotation, cellular component: cytoplasm. The transcript has 2 exons. NCBI's taxonomy places the organism in Eukaryota, Metazoa, Arthropoda, Insecta, Diptera, Glossinidae. Bases 1 to 1179 code for a protein of 392 amino acids.
AUGGGUUUAAUCAUAACUACUCUGUUAAACUCAUUUCUGGGGAAACGUGAUGUGCGCAUUCUGAUGGUCGGUCUUGAUGGUGCCGGCAAAACCACAAUACUCUAUAAACUGAAAGUGGGCGAAGUUAUCUCAUCCAUACCGACAAUUGGUUUCAACGUGGAGGUCGUCGAAUAUAAGAACAUACGUUUCACAGUUUGGGAUAUUGGCGGGCAAAUGAAAAUUCGACAUCUUUGGUAUCAUUAUUUUCCCAAUACAUCAGCCGUUAUAUUUGUAGUAGAUGCAGCCGAUAUUGAUCGUAUAUCUGAGGCAAGGCUGGAAUUGCACACCAUGCUGGAACACGAUGAUCUUCGUAAUGCCGUGCUCUUGGUAUUUGCAAAUAAGCAAGACUUGCCGCAUGCAUUGAGUGUUAGUGAAUUGGCAAAAAAUUUAAGUUUGCACCAAUUGCAGCAAGAAUGGUAUGUCCACGCCACUUGCGCUGUCCUAGGUAACGGCCUAUAUGAAGGCUUGGAGUAUUUACGUGAAAUGUUACAGCGCAAAAGAAUAAAUCAUGGAAAAAUAUUUUAUUAUUCGUUUCAAUUUGCGUAUAAAACUAUGGGCCAACGGUGGACACGAUUUAUUGGACGUUUCUUCAGUAAACCAAAUCGCGAAAUAAAAGUUGGUAUGUUGGGUUUGGAUAAUGCUGGAAAGACUACCAUAUUAUAUCAGCUUAAAAACGCGAAAUCUCCAGAAGAAAUUGUGCCGACUAUAGGUUUUAAUGUGGAGACAAUACGAUGUGGUAAACAUUUGCUGAAUAUCUGGGAUGUCAGCGGCGGUAAACCAAAAACCCGCCUGCUCUGGAAACAUUAUAAUCAAAAUACCAGAGCUAUCAUUUUUGUUGUGGACGCAGCUGAUUUGGCAAGGAUUCCACUGGCAGCAGAGGAAUUGAGAUGGUUAUGGUGGCGUAAUGAGUUGGCUCACGCCAUUUUUUUAAUAUUUGCCAAUAAACAAGAUUUGGCUAACGCUUUAAACGCCCAAGAAAUUGUGCAAGUAUUAGAAUUAGAUACAUUGCAUCAGCAUCUAUGGACAGUGCAGGAAUGUUGUGCUUUAACGGGGGCUGGAUUAUGGCAAGGAAUGCAACAGUUAAUGCAACUGUAUGAAGAACGUGCGAAAACUUGUAGUUUACGUUUAAUACGUAAAUAAUUAAUAAAAUCAGGAUAUAUAAAAGCAAAUAAUUUACCUUCAAAAUUUUCUAAUAUGCUUUUAACAUCAUCUUUCAAGCGUGUUUGAUACGAUUUCAGGAGGGCUUCUUUUGAC